Messenger RNA from Parnassius apollo (apollo), 474 nucleotides. The record is from the annotation of a GenBank genome assembly. Lineage: Eukaryota; Metazoa; Arthropoda; Insecta; Lepidoptera; Papilionidae.
AUGCAACCCAAGAUCAAUGGAAUUAUCUUUCAGAGGAAUACAAAGAGCUCCGGCGCAACAUACAGGAGAUAUACCAAUAGAGAACGAUAUGAAUUACCUACCAAUAUACCAGUGAAUAUAGAUGAUGCAAAUGUUGCUGCCGAGAGAUUGCAAGAGGAAAUCACGGACUCCAAACUUUUGUUAAUCUCAGAAAUAUCUGAGUUGAAACAAGAAGUAAGCAGAAUAUCUCUAGGGAUCCGAAGCCCAUCCUCGGUUGUCUCGAGCUCCGCAUUCCCCUCGGUACAGGCCAGCUUGGAGGAACUGAGGAGGGAAAUGAAGGAGUUGAAAGACACUGCAGUUGACUCGACAUCACCUAUCAGACUAGCGAUAGAGGGCCUUAGAAGCGAUCUUAAGCAUAAAUCACAGGUCGAAGAGAGAGAGAGAGUCAAGAAAAAAAAAUGGCACAGAAUCAACUCAGGCAACAGGACUCACUAA